GGUGAGCUGGGAAGGUUCCCCGUUGACCGCAAAAUGGUGGAGAAUCAUUUCUUUUUUUUUCCUCCCUUUCAAAUUUUCUUCCCUUUUGCGCAAUUCCAUCUGCUUUUUUCGUUAUGUUGGGUAUCACGAGUGGCAUAAGCCCAAUGUUAUGCUCCAGAGCGUUCGAAGCAAUCCUACUGCGGAUUUUGUUCCAGAUUUUGAGUUGGUAAUUUUUUUUUGGACUGCGUAGACUUACAAGCUAGCAUUGUCAAGUCAUUAGUGUGUGCGAUAUGGAGCUUCGCGGUGAUCACAUUGCAAGAGCAUAUUUGCUGUCGACUCUGAGAAAGAGGGCUAGAUUUCCAAAAAGGGGUUGACGUUCAGUCAUGCUGGACCGUAGCAUUGGGCAUUGGCGACUAGACAGAGUUUUUCCUCAAGCUGAGGCUCUCUGGCGCAUCUAUAAUAUAUGAGGUGGUUGUCCGUUCAAUUUUUACUGCAAUCAUUAUAUUCAUAUUGAAAGCACAUAAGUCUCCCUUAGAAUCAAGAUCUACUCCAUAUUGUUUAACACUAUCUCGAAUUCUGACCCCUCAUUUUACACUCUGUUUUGAAAGUUGAAGGAGAUUCCUCUCGCUACGUGCAGAGCUCUUCAAAUUCAACGAAUAAACACACCUCGUACCAACUAUUCGAACUCAACAUACUAUGGACCACUCUUCUUCACCAAUUGAUCUCGAAAAGAAUGCGAAUGACGGCUCCUUAGUUGGAGCUCUACCACAAGAGAAAGAGAAAGAUGUCACUAUAACUUAUACUCCAGUUUCCGAUCCACUCGUAGAUGAGCUAUCCGAGUCGGAUUCUGAAGAUGAGCAUAAGUAUCCUGAAGGUGGAUUGCAAGCUUGGCUAGUAGUCCUUGGUUCGUGGUGUGGCAUGUUUUGCAGUUUUGGUAUUGCGAAUUCUACAGGUUCAUUUCAAGCCUACCUGGCUGCGAAUCAGUUAGCAUCAUAUUCCGAUUCGCAAAUUGGAUGGAUAUUCUCCUUGUACUCAUUUAUUUUGUUCAUUGGUGGCAUUUAUAUUGGUCCCGCGUUUGAUGUCUAUGGACCAAGAUACUUGGUAUUACCAGGAAGCAUUUUACUCGUUCUUUCAGUCUUUUUGUUUGGAGAGUGUACUGGUAGGUUAUCUAACCUCAAAUUCAAUAUUGCAAAGCUAACUGUUCCAGAAUACUGGCAUUGGAUUGUUGUGUUCAGCGUACUUUGUGGCUUCGCCAGUUCACUCACCUUCACGCCGUCAGUUGCGGCGAUUGGUCAUUGGUUCCAUAAAAAGCGUGGAAAUGCGACAGGAAUUGCCGCUACUGGUGGUGCUUGCGGUGGCGUUGUCUUUCCCCUUCUCAUGGAAAAUCUCAUCCCAAAGAUUGGUGUAAGCAUUCUCUCUUUUUGAUUUCACCAUAUUACACAGUACAUUGCUAAACAAUUCAUAUAGUUCUCAUGGACAAUGCGAGUAAUGGGAUUCAUCUUCGUUUUUGUCACCGUUAUGGCAAACCUCCUCAUCAAAAAUCGUCUUCCUCGUACCCGAACCGCUCAAAGCCCUCACCCAGAUAUUAAAAUUUUCAAAAAGCCAGAGUUCGCUUUAACCGUCUUGGGUGUAUACCUUCUCGAAUGGGCAUUUUUCCUGCCAGUCACCUACAUCACAUCUUACGCUCUCUAUGAAGGAUUCCCUACAGCAAUUUCUUAUCAAUCUCUCCCUAUCCUAUGUGGUGCAUCAGUUGUUGGCCGCUUCGUACCAGGCUAUCUAGCAGAUAUCAUUGGUCGAUUCAACACUCUUCUCAUAGCACUCUGCCUUACCGUCUUCGCCUGUUUUGUCGUCUGGCUUCCAUUCGGAAACACUUUACCAGGUCUAAUUUGUUCCGCCAUAAUACUCGGUUUCGCAAGCGGUAGCAACGUUGGUCUAACACCUGUUUGCAUAGGCCAAUUGUGCGAUACUAAAGAUUAUGGUCGAUAUUAUGCGACUUGUUAUUCAGUAGUUAGCAUUGGAUGUUUAACCGGUGUUCCAAUCGGUGGAGCUUUGAUUCAGGCUUGCAAUGGGUCUUAUUGGGGUGUAAUCACGUUUACGGGCUUAUGUUAUGGUGCUAGUGCAAUAGCUAUGUUUUGUGCGAGAGGAAUUGGUGGUGGAUGGAAAUGGAAUGUUGUGUAUUAGCGUUGAAGCGGUUACUUGGAUAGGUUAAGGCAAAUAGGAUUGGAAAAAUUGGGGUUUAUGGACGACGGAUAACGAGGCAUGACUAAAAGUUCAUUCAGGCGUAUGUGUAUAGCGGUAUUGAUUUUUGGGGAAUUUGGAGAAUGUGGUGAUUUAAAUGAUAGGUGUUUAAGGGGUCUUGGUCAUUGGGUAUAAUGUCAUAUAUUAUCUAUAAACUUUAUCAUCUUA
Messenger RNA from Sclerotinia trifoliorum, 2385 nucleotides. Lineage: Eukaryota; Fungi; Ascomycota; Leotiomycetes; Helotiales; Sclerotiniaceae. The record is from the annotation of a GenBank genome assembly.